Molecule: messenger RNA, 627 nt
Organism: Aspergillus puulaauensis
Lineage: Eukaryota; Fungi; Ascomycota; Eurotiomycetes; Eurotiales; Aspergillaceae
Gene: VPS20
Product: ESCRT-III subunit protein VPS20
Exons: 3
Coding region: 1-627 (208 amino acids)
Biological process (GO): vesicle budding from membrane; late endosome to vacuole transport via multivesicular body sorting pathway
Cellular component (GO): ESCRT III complex; multivesicular body
Source: RefSeq, a predicted model, not a curated record
AUGGGGAAUACGAACAGCUCCCAUAAAAUAUCCUCCCAAGAUCGAGCAAUUCUUGAUAUGAAAAAUCAGCGCGAUAGGCUUCACCAGUAUCAAAAGCGCAUCACAGUCCUCACCGACCGCGAAACUGCAAUCGCCAAGGAAUGCCUCGCCCGCGAUGAUCGCAAGCGUGCCCUUCUUGCGCUGCGUCGCAAGAAGUAUCAGGAAUCGCUCUUAGCAAAAACCGAUGCGCAACUAGAGCAGUUAGAGCAACUUACUAGCCAAGUCGAAUUUGCCCUUGUGCAGAAGGAUGUCCUCUUCGGUCUGCAACAAGGAACGCAGGUGCUUCAAACGAUCAAUAAGGAGAUGGGGGGCAUUGACGGAGUGGAGAAGCUGAUGGGCGAGACAGAGGAUGCUAGAGUUUAUCAGGAGGAAGUCAGCCAGAUGCUUUCCGGACACCUUUCUAACCAGGACGAGGAUGAGGUGGAGGAUGAACUCGAGGCCCUCCACCGUGAGGUACAAGGCCCAGCCAGCCUUCCUAAUGCGCCGACAACGUCUCCAAAAGAGGAUGUCGCGGAAGAGGAACCAGCCAGGCAAGAAGCGAGAACCGGGCAGAGAGCCAGGGAACGAACUGCGAUACCUGCUUCCUGA